AUGCCGUCGGCACGACUGAAAGCAGACCGCACAGCUUUGGUAUUCGGGGCGUCGGGAAUUACCGGCUGGGCAGUCCUCCAUGAGUCCUUGCACUAUCCGACGACUGAUUCAUUCUUCCGCUUGGUUCUCCCAGACGAUGAUAGACUUAUUCUGGCAUCUGGAGUUGAUCUUGGUGCUGGCGUUGAUGCGGCCGCUGCUGGAUUGAGUGGCAUUGAAGGCAUCAAAGGUGUCACCGAUGUGUUCUUCGCAGCUUAUGUCCAGCCACCUGGAACUUCAGAUUUUGUCGGACACGAGAUUCUCAAACAAGUCAACGUUGGUAUUCUUGAAACGGCGGUCCUAGCCGUGGAGAAAGUUUGUCCCCGACUUCGGUUUUGGUCCCUACAGACUGGUGGCAAAUCUUAUGGCUUUGUCCACGCGCGUGAGAUCGGAGUUCCAAAGGUGCCCUGUAACGAGUCGGACCCGAGAAUACCGCAGCCUUUUGAAGAUCAGGUCUUCUAUUAUGCCCAGUUUGACGCACUGGAGAAACUCUCGGUUGGAAAGCCAUGGCGGUUUUGGAAUGCUGACACCGAUACAUGGAUUGGAUUUGUUCCGGGCGGCAAGAACGCGAUGAACCUUGCCCAAGGACUCGGCUUGUUUCUCAAGCAUUCAUUUCCCCGGCUCCUUGCUUCGUACGAUGCUCGCCACACCGAAAUUGGCCAAAAGACACUUGGUCGUGCGCAGAUCUUUACAUCCCACUUAAUCGGUGACUCAAAUGGCGAGGUCUAUAAUGUCGGUGAUUCCCCCUUGGCCGCAGGACUAAAUUGGCGCGACAAGUGGGUAGCGAUCUGCCAGUCCUUUGGACUGGUGGGACUUGGGCCUGAAGAAAUUCGCGCGAUGGGGUUUAGCUCAAGCGAAUACAUGACGCAACACCGAAGCGAGUGGGAGGGGUUUGGGUCAAAGCAUGGUCUGAUUCCCGGCGUCAUCCAGCAUACAAGUUGGGAAUUUAUUGGGGUGAUGCUGUCCAUGGCGGUCUUUGACCGGCAGCACAACCUCUCCAAGUUUGCAAAAGCUGGAUUCCAGGAACGAGUCGACAUCCUUCGGAAUUACGAAGAGGCUUUUGACCUGAUGAGGAGUGCCAGGAUCAUUCCUCGCCGAUCUUUGGUAGUUCUAGCAUGA
Molecule: messenger RNA, 1155 nt
Organism: Lasiosphaeria miniovina
Lineage: Eukaryota; Fungi; Ascomycota; Sordariomycetes; Sordariales; Lasiosphaeriaceae
Exons: 7
Coding region: 1-1155 (384 amino acids)
Source: RefSeq, a predicted model, not a curated record